Molecule: messenger RNA, 981 nt
Organism: Homarus americanus (American lobster)
Lineage: Eukaryota; Metazoa; Arthropoda; Malacostraca; Decapoda; Nephropidae
Exons: 4
Coding region: 1-981 (326 amino acids)
Source: RefSeq, a predicted model, not a curated record
AUGUCUUGGGCACUCCUAAGGCACUCUGGGCACUCUAAGGCACUCUCAGGCACUCUCCAGGCACUCUCCAGGCACUCUAAAGGCCUCUCGGCGCUCUUGGGCACUCCUGGGGCGCUCCCUGGGCGCUCUAAGGGCACUCCCAGGGACUCUGGGCACUCCUCCAGGCCUCCUAGGGGCACUCUCCGGCACUCUAAGGCACUCUCAGGCACUCUGGGCACUCUCCAGGCUCUCAGGUGCUCAAAAACUGCUCUUGGGCACUCUAAGGCACUCUUGAGGCACUCUCGGGCACUCUGGGCACUCCUGGGCACUCUGGGCACUCUGGGCACUCUCCGGGCACUCUUGGGCACUCUAAGGCACUCUGGGCACUCUCAGGAACCUGGGCACUCUCCAGGCACUCUAAGGCGCUCUAAGGGGCACUCUCCAGGCGCUCCCUACUCACAGGGGCACUCUAAGGCACUCUCCAGGCACUCUAAAGGCACUCUUCUGGGCACUCUCCUAGGCACUCUCAAACUCUCAGGCACUCUAAGGCACUCUCCAGGCACUCUAAGGCACUCUACACAAAAGGCACUCUCAGGCACUCUGGGCACUCUCAGGCACUCUAAGAGCACUCUCAGAGCACUCUCUCAGGCACUCUCAGAGCACUCUAAAAGGUACUCUAAAACACUCUCAGAGCACUCUAAGAGCACUCUUAGGCACUCUCCAAACUGCUCUAAAACACUCUACAGGCACUCUAGGCACUCUGAGCACUCUCUGAGCACUCUUGGGCCUCAGAGCACUCUAAAAGAGCACUCUAAAAACUCCCUAAAAGAGCACUCUCCCAGGAACUCAGGCACUCUCAAGCACUCUAAAGGCACUCUCAGGCACUCUAAGGCACUCUCAGGCACUCUAAGGCACUCUCAGGGGCUCUCAAGGCACUCCAGCACUCUCACGGGCACUCUCCAGGCACUCUCCAGGCACUCAGGCACUCUCAAGGCACUCUAA